AUGCCAAAAAAUUACAUACAUGUUUUAUUAUAUAUUCUGUUAAAUGCACGUUGCCAUUUAAGAGGGAAAAUAAAAAGAAAAAAAAGUUAAAAUAAAUUAAAAACAGCAUUUUGAUCAUUUUUUACAAGUUAAAGCAAAACAGUCAAUUUUUUCGCUUCCCCUCGUGCUGCGUUCUGUUUUGACAUCCGCGAGGGGCAUAUUGUAAUAUGCGUUACUUUAUUUAUGUAUGCAAGAAAAAAUGUAUUCAUUCAAUACAGAGACGUACAUAAUUACAUAUACAUGUUAGCCCUUUUUUGCCGCUUUUGUUUUUUUUGUAAAACAAUCAUUUUACCCUUUCGAGUUUAAAACCAGUCAAUCAUUCCUUGCGAGAAUCACCCACGUAUACGAUAGUGGAAGUAUACAAUAUCGCGAAGAAAUGUUUGCGCGUAAAUCAUUUUUUUCUUUAACAAAACGAAUUGCUUAAUUCAAUUAGACCAGAAAAAGGGAGAAAAAAAAAAAACUUCCGCAUUUAAACGAGGAAGAAUAUACAUACGUACAUAUUUCAUAUAUAGUAAUAUAUGCAUGACUCUUUUCAGAAGAUAGAGAAACAAAAAAAAGAAAAAUCGCGUUGUUUUUUUAAAAAUGAUUAAACGAAAGCCCAAAAAUGAAUGAAAAAGAAAACGAAUAUGAUUCGCUGUACGAUGUAAUAUACGAUUAUGACGUUAACGAAGAAUUCCUCAAGGGGAAGGACAACGUUCAGUCUGCAAAUCCGGUGCUCUGUGACAUAAAAAGUAAGUUAACCGCCAAGGGAGAAAGCGAAAGCGUGGCGGAGCCUUCGGGAACUGCUCACCCAAGUGAUGUAGCAAAUGAUGAAAAGGAAGAAAACGCAUCACCCUUAUCUUCCAUACGGUUAAGCGAUAAAAAUGGCGAUUGUGCAGGGGUAGGGGAAAUGGAGAUUCUACUAACACCUCAGAAGAACACCCCAGACAGUGCUAACGAGAGCGGAAUCAGCUCCGAUAACGUGGGCCAUUUUGAAAAAACGGAAGAACUGCCCUUCUUAAAAAGUAACACACAGCGUAAUGAUAGUGGCAGCGCUGGGGAUAGCAAUUCCAAAGUGGUACCAAGGGAGGAGGCCAAAAUUGUGAACCCCGAAGAAGGGGGAAACCACUCCCCAGAUGGUUGUUCAUUACCAGCUGAGGAAGGAGACGCAUCGGUAAGUAGCGCCUCUACACAUGUAGUGGGAAUAACCAGCUGCGAAAAUUGCAGUAAAGAGAAGGAUCGCCAUAUGAGGCUACUAUCAACCGACUGGCAGAGCACAUACAGCUCGCACGACGUUACUGUAGGGAAAAAUUAUAACAACGUAGUGAACCGAAAGAACAGAUUAGGAGAAGGUGCCCCCAAGGAGCAGGGAACUAGAGCGGAGCGGUCCCAGACUGAUGAGGCAAAAGACGAGGAAACACAUCACAGUAACGACGUUAUGAUAAAAGAUCGGGGGGUAAAGGAAAAAUACAAAAAACUUAGAUUUGAAGAUGAUAUAUAUAAGGAAAAUGCAGAUGGAAAAGCAGAGGCAACAAAUGGGCAAGACCCAAAUCAGGGAGAAACAAACAAAAUGGAAGAAAAAAGCCCCAUUAGUAAAGACAACCAAAAUGUAGAACCCACUAAUGCUAAUAACACCUCGGAGGAAAAAAACAAAACUGAAGAAAAUGCCAAGAAAAACACAACAUCAGAAAAUGAUGGCAGAAGUACAUUCGAAUGUAACAUCUGUUUUGAUGAUGUGAGAGACCCAGUGGUGACGAAAUGUGGGCAUCUGUUCUGUUGGUUAUGUCUCUGCGCUUGGAUUAAAAAAAAUAAUGACUGCCCUGUCUGCAAAGCUGAAGUUUCAAGGGAAAAUGUAAUACCCCUGUACGGAAGGGGCAAGAAUAGCAGCGAACAUAAGUAUUCGAAUGUGGAAGAACCCAGACCCACUCCCAAAAGGAAAGAAAGCGUCAGGAGAAAUAAUGGCUAUUCUAACAACCUAGGGUUAAGGGCUUCCUUUGGCGUUUGGGUGAACCCCUUCUCCUUUGGAAUGUCCUACACCAACAUGUCAGAAGAGCCCUACUUCUACGAAAGCGGUGGUGGCGACAACAGAACCCAGGCGGAAACGUAUCAAGCGGAAGCCGCAUCUUCCUUUUUCUUUUUCCUGGGCUUUUUUCUGUCCCUCUAUAUUUUGUUCUACUCGUCCUAG
Molecule: messenger RNA, 2203 nt
Organism: Plasmodium vivax (malaria parasite P. vivax)
Lineage: Eukaryota; Apicomplexa; Aconoidasida; Haemosporida; Plasmodiidae
Exons: 1
Coding region: 644-2203 (519 amino acids)
Biological process (GO): ubiquitin-dependent protein catabolic process
Cellular component (GO): endoplasmic reticulum
Molecular function (GO): ubiquitin-like protein conjugating enzyme binding; ubiquitin protein ligase activity
Source: RefSeq, a predicted model, not a curated record